AUGUCCGCUAAAAUCAUCAAAAAAAUCGAAGCUAAAGAAGGACCAAAACGCCGCACUUCAAAAUCAUUGAAAGCAGGCCUCUUCUUCCCUAUUUCACGAAUUUCCAACCGUCUCAAGCAAAGUGAUCCUGCAAACCAUGUCAGCUUCAAAUCUCCAGUCUUUCUUGCAGCUGUAUUAGAAUAUCCAUUUUCUACUCAAUAUCCUAAUUUAUCUACAAAUAAAAAAAUUCAAAUUUCUAAUCCUAGCAAGUAUAUUUAACAGCUGAAGUCUUAGAAAUCGCUGGAGAUGCAGCUCGAGCCCUCAACAAAAAACAGAUCACUCCAACCCACAUCCAAAUCGCCAUGCGAAAUGACGAAGAACUCGACAAGCUCCUCGACAAAGGCACUAUUUCGAGCGCAGGCAACUUCUCGAUUCUCCCAACAAAACCGGUAAAAAAAGAAGAAAACGACUCUAAUUUAUAA
Blepharisma stoltei is the source of this 461-nucleotide messenger RNA. The record is from the annotation of a GenBank genome assembly. Lineage: Eukaryota; Ciliophora; Heterotrichea; Heterotrichida; Blepharismidae.